Molecule: messenger RNA, 2369 nt
Organism: Sebastes umbrosus (honeycomb rockfish)
Lineage: Eukaryota; Metazoa; Chordata; Actinopteri; Perciformes; Sebastidae
Product: probable 2-ketogluconate reductase
Exons: 7
Coding region: 310-1293 (327 amino acids)
Cellular component (GO): cytosol
Molecular function (GO): glyoxylate reductase (NADPH) activity; hydroxypyruvate reductase [NAD(P)H] activity; NAD binding
Source: RefSeq, a predicted model, not a curated record
GUCUCUGCUCUUGUUAGCUUUACUUUUUUUUAUUUAAGUUAAUGGGUAAGGUAAGUUAAUUUGUAUAGCACCUUGCAACAACACGGUAGUUAGUUGGGAAGCUUGCAGCUUGCCGAGUUUCAAUGCAGGUCAUAUUUUAUUUGUGAAUUAUAAACCAAGUACAACAUUCAUUCCCCCUGCCACCUGUUUAAUCUCCAACUUGGACUGGUCAAAGGUUUAAAAAAAAAAAAAAAAACAACCUCCAAGCCUUCAGCUUUUAUAAAUCUGAGGAAACAGAACGGUUGAAACUCAAGCUCAGCUUAAAAAGUGAUGGAGGAGGAAAAAACAUGGGCAUUGAUCUCAGAGGUGGGGGGCGAGAACGGUUACCGUGAAGAGCUAGCUGACAUUGUGAAACAACACUUCCAAAUCAUCUGCCUCAGAGAUCUUCUACAAAACCCAGAGCUUCACGGCCCCAAAAUCAAGGUCCUGUUUUGUUGGAAGUACAGCCCUGAGGCCGAGCCUUGGUUGCUUAGACUGCUUCCCUCCCUCAAAUUGGUUGCCAGUGCAGGAGUGGGCACCGACCACCUGGAUGUGCCGUUCAUCAACAGUCUCGGGGUGAAGGUGGCCAACACUCCUGGUGUAGUCAGCGACUCCACUGCUGAUUUCGCCAUGGGUCUACUUCUGGCAUCAGCUCGCAAGAUCCUUGAGGGUCAACAAAUAGCCACCGACCCAAAGACCACCCACAUACCACAAAACCUGAUGGGAGAUGAAGUCACAGGGUCGACUCUGGGGAUCGUUGGAAUGGGAGAGAUUGGGUACAAAAUUGCCCAAAGAGCCAAAGGAUUUGAAAUGAAGAUCCUGUAUCACAACAGGACCAGACGGAGUCUAGACGACGAGCAGGCAGUCGGAGCCGGUUACUGCGAGAGCCUGGAUGACCUGCUGAGGAGGUCGGACUUUGUCGUGAUAGCCGUCAAACUGACCGCGGACACGACGGGCCUCUUCGGCCGCAGAGAGCUGUCUCUCAUGAAACCCACAGCAACUCUGGUCAACAUCAGCAGAGGUAGAGUUCUGGACCAGGAUGCGUUAGUUAAAGCUCUCCAGUCUGGAACAAUUCGUGCAGCAGCAUUAGAUGUGACUCAUCCUGAACCUUUACCAAGGGAUCAUCCACUCCUCGGCCUGCCUAAUGUGCUGAUCACCCCCCACAUCGGGAUCAGUACCCACAGUACAGCAAGAAGGAUGAUAGAGAAGAUGGUAGAAAAUGCCCUGGCCGCAGUGAAAGGCUCGCCUGUUCCAAACGAAGUCAAGCUGCAGUAACACAGUCGAUGUUAAAACUUUCUGCAGAAUUUUUACGAAGAGAUUUACUAAUGCAAAAUUUUAAAACAUGUCUUGAAGCAAAGUUAAAAUAAUACAGAACAUUUUUUAAAUUAAUUUUAUAAAAAUUUAAUUGCACAUUGUUUCCAAUACAAAACUAUUCUUUCUAUAUACUUGUGAUAUCAUCUACACCUGACAUUUCACAAUCACAGCUUACACCGAUGACAAGCAUUAAGAAUAACUACAUAUAAUAGCCAAUCUUCUCGCCGAUGGUCUCGUUUACUUAUGUAGGUCAUAUACAGUAAGUGAGAUUGUUUCAUAGCAGUUAAAAGUUCCUCACAGUAACUUUAAUGAACAAGAUAUUUCAUUUUCUCCCUACAAUGCCCACAACGCAACUAAAGCACACCAUUUCUAUAGUUGUGUUAACAGUACUUGGUUAAUGUUACGGAAAAGACUGUAAAUAUUGAAAACAGUGACAUGAAACAUGUGACAGGACGUGUUUACCAUAUUUAACUGAAAUUACACUCUUUCCCGAACCUUAACCAAAGUGCUUUUGUUGCUUAAAUUUAACCCCAACGUGGGACUCAGGAGGAUGAGCGUGCACAAAUGAGGCUCUUGAGGCCCCGUUUGUGAAUGAGUGUAGCAAUGGGGACGGACAGCAGCGCGGCUGCCACUCACUCUCUAUCUAUGAUUGUAUUUUAAAAAGGGCACGCUGUCUAGAAAUGAAGGGCACCCUUUCAGCGGGCGGCCCACACAGGCCUCCCUGAAGCCCACAGCUCGGCUGACUGUGGCUGGCCUUUUCCCUCCAGGCUGCUCCUGUAAACUGUGAAGGUGAGAGCUACAUUAGUCUAUUACAGAUGUGACCUCACUGGAAACUAGAGGUGUCCUUGAGAUCUUUUGAUCGUCCCACACCUCCUUAGUUCCAUUUUCUCGACAGUCUUUUCUUUUUAUGCAUUAAUACACUAAAAGGCUUUGUUCAUAUAAAAGGUACAUUUGCAUCUGAACAUGGUGUUUUAAAAAAAAAAAAAUCUAUUUGCAUUCUAAAGCCCGAUUCGAAUGACAUUAACAUUAAAGGUUGA